AUGUUCAAACGUAUCGUUAAUAAUCAGGCCUUGAUCAAUGGCUUGAAACAAGUCUCUUAUGGUAUAAAGAGAGAGACAACAUCGUCUUCUUCUUCUUCCGAUGAUCAACAACAACAACAAUCAACAACAACAACAACACUUAUUCUCAUUGCAGAUCAACAUCAUACCACUUCCAUUCUACCAUCACAUCAUGUGAUUUUAACAGCACCUAAUAAUAACAACAUUCUUGAUGUCCAUCAAUUCGAUCAAUUCUGUUCCAACAAUCAACUUGUCUCAUCCAAUUCUGUAGUGUCCAAAGUUGGUAAACAAGUGCUUGUGGAGAUGGGACCAAGGAUAAUGGAAAUUAUUCUACAGCAUAUGAAUGAAUCAAUGCUCAAAACCCAUCAAACUAAAGUGUGUAAUAGUAGUAGCAGUGGCAGUGGUGGUAAUACAAGUCAUAUCAUUGCAACAACAAGCGGUUCUCUAACAACAAACAAAACGAGUGUGUCACGAAUUUCAUCUCCUUCUUCUACCAGUAGGAAUGUUGACAAGAGUACAGAAAAGCCUUCCGAAAAUUGCAAUUUCAAAUCUGCGACUCUAAAUGUCAACAGAUUUGAAGGAAAACAAUUUUAUGGCACCAACACCAUGUUCUUGAUGGAUGAAGAAAUUAAAACAACUGCAUUACAAAGCAGCCAAACAGAACUCAUGUUACAGAAGAGUGCUCAGAUUAUUGAAAAUGAAAGUCCAUCCAACUCGCUUGGCAUUGACACUGUAAAGGCGCUGUUGUUGGACAUGUACGGAAAGAUUGCUCAAUUUGUUGCAAAACUCUCCCAACAGCUCUUUGGAAAAUUGUUCACACCAGCUAAGGAAGGGCAGAAAAACAAUAAUACUGGAAUGAUGAGUGACAUUCAAGGAAAUGUGAUGCUUAACUCCAUUUGCAACCAAUCUAUACUGAUUGUCAUUUCCUUUAUGCUCUACGAAAUUGUUAUUUUCAAUUCAGCACCAACAUGUCACAAUGAAAUUCAAGUUGCAUUCCAAGAAUUCUUAUCGAAAAUCAUGUCCUCAAUGUAA
This is a messenger RNA of Naegleria fowleri, 1050 nucleotides long. RefSeq lists its product as uncharacterized. Bases 1 to 1050 code for a protein of 349 amino acids. NCBI's taxonomy places the organism in Eukaryota, Heterolobosea, Eutetramitea, Acrasida, Naegleriidae. The transcript has a single exon. The record is from RefSeq and is a predicted model, not a curated record.